ACGGGCGGUCAUCACAAUGUUUCGAGUGGAGAGCGUUCAUCAGAGGCGUCACAGGCUGCAGGCAGGAGCCCAGACCGGCAAAUCUCGCUUCUUAAGACGCCUUUGCCUUGUCGCUCCAACAGCCAGACACUGCUCAGUUCUGCAGAUGAGGCUACAGCAGAGGCAGAGUCGGCAGCAGAGCCUCGGUGAGAGCCCCGCACUGCUGCAGAAAAUGCCAGCGAUUGUCUGCGAGCGUAGUGGCCUGCAAAGAUGCAAGAUCGAGGACAUCAUAAGCAAGAGCGUCUCCAGCAAGCCAGAGGCACUCGCAGGGGACGGCGUGAGGCUGCUGCGAGCGCCCUGCGACACGGACGGAGCGGGCUUCGCGGAGCACAUCAAGCGCGCCCGCGUCUCCCCGUCUCCCGUCUCAACCUCCCGACCGCCGGCACCGCCGCCGCCGCCCGUGCCGCCGCUGACGCCCGGCUGCCCGCCUGACUCUGGUGGGAAUGCCUCGCCACAACCUUGUAUCAACUCGGUCGUGUAA
Molecule: messenger RNA, 520 nt
Organism: Petromyzon marinus (sea lamprey)
Lineage: Eukaryota; Metazoa; Chordata; Hyperoartia; Petromyzontiformes; Petromyzontidae
Source: RefSeq, a predicted model, not a curated record